Molecule: messenger RNA, 573 nt
Organism: Brachypodium distachyon (stiff brome)
Lineage: Eukaryota; Viridiplantae; Streptophyta; Magnoliopsida; Poales; Poaceae
Product: E3 ubiquitin-protein ligase Os04g0590900
Exons: 1
Coding region: 1-573 (190 amino acids)
Biological process (GO): protein ubiquitination
Source: RefSeq, a predicted model, not a curated record
AUGGACGCAGCCGGGGUGGUCGGGGCUGCGUACAUGUUGGUGACCUUGCUCGGCAUCUUCGGCACCCUGGUCUUCUUCCUCAACAGGUGCGCCGGCGCCGGCGCUGGAGCUGCGGAGCCGGUGCCGGCCGAGGCCGAGGCCGGGCCGGGCCGGACCCAGGGCGGCCUGCUGCCGUUCUACGUGUUCUUGCGGGCCGUCCAAUCGUCCCUCCAAAUUAUGAGGCCGCCGGCCGGCCUGUCCGAUUCGGCUAUCGCGGCGCUGCCGCUGGCAAAGGUCGCCCAGGCGGCGGAGUGCGCCGUGUGCCUCGGGGAGCUCGCCAUGGGGGAGGCGGCGCGGCUGCUGCCGCUGUGCCGGCACAGGUUCCACGUGGAGUGCGUGGACACGUGGCUCCGCUCGCGGGCCAACUGCCCGGUCUGCCGCCAGACGGUCAACGACGUCAACGCACAGCCGGCUGCUCAGGCUGAGGGGCCGGUCGUGCUGCCGCCUGCGCUGCCGCAGGCCGACGGCAGGGGGCCGCUGGCACAGGCUCCCGACGGCGGCGAAGGCCACAUCAGCCUGCAGGUUCUUGAUUGA